UUCAGGCGAGGUCGACGGUGCGGCGGGCUCGCGAAGGCGGCCAUCUUUUGUGAGGUGUUUAAUCGUAAAGCACCUCUGUUUCAGGGUAAAAAUCUCUUCUUUUGCGACUUCCUGUGGGACCUUACACACCGUGGUGGUUAGAAAAUGUACUGACGUGUACGUUCGACCGAACCGUGGUGUGUAGCGAUCAACAAAAGUUAAUUUCUGAGGGACUAAAUCGUGUCGGCAGUCAAGCCUGUAUCCGCCGCACCGAGCAAGAAAGAACAAGGAAUGUGCAUAGUUCAUGCGUUCAGACCGAAAUUGCCUUCAUUUUUAGGUUUCGUCGGUUCCCCUAGGACAAGAUUUGGGUGUCAUCUCGUCUUGCAGUUCGAGCGUCAGUCUGUUGCGGGCGGUUGAAGAGCAAGUGGUUACUGGGACACCAAAAAAGGCCAACAACUGUGGCUGAUUUUGUUCUGCUGAGGGCGCGAUUCAAUAUGGCUGUCCCGAGUCGCGCGCGCGUCUACGCAGAUGUGAACACACACAGGCCGAGAGAGUACUGGGACUACGAGUCUCAUGUCAUUGAGUGGGGACAACAGGACGAUUACCAGAUUGUGCGCAAGCUGGGCAGAGGCAAGUACAGUGAAGUGUUUGAGGGGAUCAACAUAACCAACAAUGAAAAGUGUGUCAUCAAAAUCCUCAAGCCAGUGAAGAAAAAGAAGAUCAAGAGGGAAAUCAAAAUCCUGGAGAAUCUCCGAGGAGGAACAAACAUCAUUACCCUGCUAGCUGUAGUUAAAGACCCAGUGAUCCCACGCAAGUUUCUUUCGGUAGUGUCUGCAAUAAGCCUUUUUACAGAGUCGAGAACGCCAGCAUUAAUAUUUGAGUAUGUUAAUAACACAGACUUUAGGCAAUUAUACCAAACAUUAACCGACUACGACAUCAGAUACUACUUGUAUGAGCUCCUGAAGGCCCUGGACUACUGUCACAGCAUGGGGAUCAUGCACAGAGAUGUCAAACCUCACAAUGUCAUGAUAGAUCACGAAAACAGAAAGCUGCGGCUGAUUGACUGGGGUCUGGCUGAGUUCUACCACCCGGGACAGGAGUACAACGUGAGAGUCGCCUCUCGCUACUUCAAGGGCCCCGAGCUGCUGGUGGACUACCAGCAAUACGACUACUCAUUGGACAUGUGGAGUCUAGGAUGUAUGCUGGCCAGUAUGAUAUUCCGGAAGGAGCCUUUCUUCCAUGGACAUGACAACUACGAUCAGUUGGUCCGCAUUGCCAAAGUUCUUGGAACAGAAGAUCUAUACAAGUAUCUGGACAAGUAUCAGAUAGACUUAGAUCCAAGGUUCAAUGACAUACUUGGAAGACAUUCUAAAAAGCGGUGGGAGAGGUUUGUGCACAGUGAGAACCAGCACCUGGUGAGCCCGGAGGCUCUGGACUUCCUGGACAAACUGCUGCGCUACGACCACCAGGAGAGAUUAACGGCACGGGAGGCCAUGGAGCAUCCAUACUUCUACCCAGUUGUGAAGGAGCAGGGUCGAAUGCAAUCGUCCAGCCUGGCUGUCAGCUCCCCCACUCCAAACGCCUCACAGAUGGUGCCAGGAGGCAACUCGUCAUACCAAGGCGUUGCUGCCACCAACUCCAUGCUGAUUCCGGGCUCCCCCGUGAUUUCAUCCGCGCCGAUGAGCAACUCUGUGCCCCCUGUUGUCACGUCCCCAACACCCACCCAACCAUAGACAGAAAGCAAGUAUGCUAAGCUGACCCAUCCAGGAGUGAGAUUGGUAACCUAACCGACCCUCUGUCGAUGCUUUUCUACUGCGAUGUCUGCUCCCGACAAGUUGUUGUUGUUGAGACAUGGAAUAAUAUUUUCCAUGCUGGAGGAUCUGUUCGGUUACAGCUGGUUUGGUGCACACAAUACGGAGAGAGAAGAGAACUUCACGAGGACAAAACACGUCACUUUUUAGAUGAGACAGCCGCAUGCCAGAGGAAAAAAACAAAACAAAACAAAAUUUCAACCCAUUCAAUGCUUGCAGUUCUACCUUGCUUGUUACAAAAAAAAAAGGCGACUUUUCUGUGUUGCCUACGUGUAUCAUGAAACAGUCGGAAGUUCAAGUCACGAGAAAAAAAUUGAUACGACUGUCGUGGGAACUAGCCCUAGAGGUUUCUGUACAUAAAUGUGCUACAGGAGUAACCUGUAUACGGCUGGGAUAAACAAUAUUGAUACCAGAAACCCGCGUCAUAGACUUCUAGCCGAAUUAACGAUUCUGUAUACUCCUAUGUUUAUGAGAAGAUCUGACCCUAUCUCUGGGUUAGCAAGCCUUGCAGCACGUGUCUUGUCUGCGUUCUUGGGUAGGCACAGAAUGUAACUGUUUGCUUUUGUGUUAGGUGAGGAGAGGUUUAGGUGGCAUGUAGCUUUGCCAGGCUUAAAAAAAAAUAAUUCAGACCUCUUUUCCUUCAUGUUGAUCCUUUCAAUGUCAGAGAUUACAUAGAUGUAUUUGAGUUGGAAUAAAUGGUGUACUCUUGUACUACCAGAAAGAUGAGAGAGUGAAAAAUAUUGAUCCAAGUAUCUUGGGAUGGUAAGAAAUGGAGUGUGACAUGCAUGACAGAGAAGUUGUUUUUUUGGUCCAGUUUGUCGUGCAUGAAAGUACAAUGCAAGCUUUGCUUCGCUAAUAGAUGCAGUAGAAAUGAGUUUUGUGUUGUCUGCCCUAAUUUGGUAUAUGCAUAGCAUUUGUGUUACUAUUGUAUCAUCCUUUUGUUAUUGUUUUGUAUUAUCAUUAAUGUGUAGAUUCUAUGAUGGGUGAUUAUUUCUUCUACUUUUUGUUGUACCUCAUCUGGCUGGCUGUAACCUACGCUCCGGUGUUUCCGAUCACAGAUGGUCUUUUACUGAUAUGCUGGUCCACAACACGGCUGUGGAUAGUUGUAGUUGCUACCUUGGCUGUAACAUACACUCAGAAACUUGCUUCAUGGUCGUUGUGAAUUUUCUGCUCAAUUUGCAGGCCCAAAUAAUGAGGGAAACUGUUAAAGUUCUUGAACAUGUUCAGUUUUUUUUUUUUUUAAUCGGGGAUAGAAGUACGGAAAAGUACCAGGCUCCACCAAAGUUAUCUACUGUUCCAAUGCAGUGCUUUGCUGUUGUCCAACUAUGCAUAAAGUUCAGAUUUCAGCCUUUUGGACACUACGUUGUGCAGGUUGAUGUCCAAAAUUCUUAAUGACUUUUCUUUGAGUUUCUUGUGCCCAACUGAAGCAUACAGUAAAGGCAGUCGGGUUUUCUGAUUCUAGACUUCGAAGUUAAAAACGACAUGGCAUGCCCAUACAAAAAUAAUUCUGUCAAGUUUCUAAAACAUCUGACUUCUAAAUCAGCUUGAGAAAACCAAUUGCCAAUGCCUGAGCUAUAGCUGAUUUUGCAUUUGUUCGAAAGGACGCAAGAUGACUUGAAGAGAUGGUUGCCUUCUUCUGUGUUUUUUGUUCUCCAAUGAAUUUCUCCACUACACUUACUGUUUGUAAUGUAUUAUAAGGUUUGUGUCAACCAGAACCAAGUCACAACUGCAAGUCCUGCAUGGUGGGAUGUUUUCUCAUUAUUAUUACAUGUACGUUAAGUUCCUUGUAUUCAGUGCAAGAAGAAAUUAAAAGUCGAAAGACAUGUACAGCA
Branchiostoma floridae (Florida lancelet) is the source of this 3622-nucleotide messenger RNA. RefSeq names its product casein kinase II subunit alpha. The transcript is spliced from 14 exons. Gene Ontology annotation, cellular component: protein kinase CK2 complex; cytosol; nucleus. The record is from RefSeq and is a predicted model, not a curated record. The coding region runs from base 474 to 1712 and encodes 412 amino acids. NCBI's taxonomy places the organism in Eukaryota, Metazoa, Chordata, Leptocardii, Amphioxiformes, Branchiostomatidae. Gene Ontology annotation, biological process: protein phosphorylation. Gene Ontology annotation, molecular function: protein serine/threonine kinase activity; ATP binding.